GUCUCUGGGAUAGAAACAGAAACCCUGGUUUAUAAUGAGGCGAUAUAGUUCAACUCCCCUGCUGUGGUGUAAAAACUUAUGAGUUUUUGGUAAGAGCGUUCCACUCCUCAUGGCCGUCCUGCGUGCCGCUGCAUUAAUGAAGCAGCUCCAAACCUCGCCUUAAUCGCAGAGGAACCCAUGCAGGAGCUCCUGAGCGCCUUGUUGGACUCUGGGGUUACUAAAGAUGUGCUUCUGCAAGCGCUGGAGGACCUGGACCCGAGCCCGAGCGCUUUUGGAGUUAAACUGGACAGUUUGCAGAUGUCCCCCUCCGGCUCCAAACUCAGUGACACGGAUACAAAGCCGGUGUUUCACACGCUGACCAAUGGACACGGCAAAGGGAAGUUAUCAGGGGAUGAGGGCUCAGAGGACGGGGAUGAUUUCGAUACCCCUCCGAUCCUGAAAGAGCUGCAGUCCCAAAACACGGAGGAAGCCGCGGAGCAGAGGGCAGAAAUCGAGCGGAUGUUGGCGGAGGACCCGUGGCGCGCGGCCCGCAUGAUCAAAGGCUACAUGCAGCAGCACAAUAUUCCUCAGCGCGAGGUGGUGGAUGUGACAGGCCUCAAUCAGUCGCACCUGUCGCAGCAUCUGAAUAAAGGCACGCCUAUGAAAAUGCAGAAACGCGCGGCGCUCUACACCUGGUACGUCCGAAAACAGCGGGAGAUCUUGCGACAAUUCAACCAAGCCUCGCAAGGCUCUGUCAGCAACAUGUCCGACAGAGCCAACCAGGAUCAGGUGCUACUUUUUUUUUCUGAGUUCAGUCAGUCUGGGCAGGGCAUGGGGAUGGGGCAGUCAGGGGACGAUGCUGGCAUUGAACCUGCAUGCAAGAAAAUGAGACGCAACCGCUUCAAAUGGGGGCCUGCAUCCCAACAGAUCCUUUACCAGGCUUACGAUCGACAGAAGAACCCCAGCAAAGAGGAGAGGGAGGCACUGGUGGAGGAGUGCAACCGAGCUGAAUGCCUCCAGAGGGGAGUAUCACCUUCUAAAUCUCACGGGCUUGGCUCCAACCUGGUCACGGAGGUGCGAGUCUACAACUGGUUUGCCAACAGGAGAAAGGAAGAGGCCUUUAGACAAAAACUGGCUAUGGAUGCAUAUAGUGGGCCAACACACAAUCUGAACUCCCUUCUUGCACACAGUUCUCCACAUCACCCGCAAACCAGCAACUCCCCACCAAGUAAGAUGCAAGGUGUCCGGUACAGCCAGCAAGGUCCGGGUGAAGUCAGUUCCUCUACAACGAUCAACCACCACAGCAGCAAUGCCUUGUCAACCAGCCAGUCAGUGUUACAGCAGGUCUCUCCGGGGGCUCUGGACCCCAGCCACAGCCUCCUGUCACCUGAUGCCAAGAUGAUCUCAGUUUCAGGUGGAGGUCUUCCUCCAGUCAGCACCCUGACCAACAUCCAUGCAUCCCACCAUGUGCACCAGCAGACCCCCAACCUCUUAAUGCCCAUUUCUGGAGUCAUGGCCAUUGCACAAAGUUUGAACACGUCGCAGGCACAGACGGUGCCUGUCAUCAACAGCAUUGCAGGCAGUCUGGCAGCUUUGCAGCCGGUGCAGUUCUCGCAGCAGAUGAAUGUCUCACACCAGCAGCUCAUGCAACAGUCACCUGGCCACAUGAACCAGCAACCCUUCAUGGCCUCUGUUUCACACUCACACAUGUACUCACACAAGCAGGAGCCGCCCCAUUAUUCUCACUCGUCUCGGUUUCCCCCUGCCAUGGUGGUGACAGACGCCAACAGCCUCAGUACGCUGAGCUCAAUGUCCUCCAGCAAACAGUGUCCGCUUCAGGCCUGGUGAGCACCUGACUUCCCUGACGCCAAGAACAUCGUCCCCACCGCCGUCCCCACUCAUCGCGCCCGUAUCUGUGGAAACCCAUAACAAGUGCGAGCAAGCCGCACUCUGGAUGGUUAGGUACAAACUUUCGUGACAGUAUUGAGGAACAUGGGUGAUCCUGAAGAACAAACCAAUAGGAAACACAAGACAAAGCUACAGAUUCAAGGAGAGGAAAGACCUGGAAUAAGAACCAUGUGUUCAGUGAAGCCAUUCUAGUAGAACUGUGUGGAUACAGUGACAAUCAGCCAAAGUUAGAAGCAUCUGUAGGAGUUUCUGUGACGUGUAACUGAUGCAAAGACUUCUUCCGUGAGAUCUGACAACGCUUAGACAAUGCUCUGUACAGUUGAAUGUAAAUACAAGCAAUUAUUAUAGCAUUAGUAUGAAGGAUGUAAAUAUUCGAUUGUCCAUGUGGUGCGCUGUUUUAUCGAUCUAAACUGUGAUUCCCGACGUGACAAUCUAUGGAACAGGGAUGACGUAUUUGAAUAUGCAAUUUCAGACUUUUUUUGACUACUUUGUUGACGUCAAAACGUGAGAUAAAUGUUAAAGCAAAACCUGAACCUAUUGAUCUCCCUGCAAGCCUGGUUUUAAAAUAGACGCCACUGUCAAUGUUGACUAUUAGCGUUAGUGUCGUCAGAGAGAUAAGAGUCAUCUUUCUGUGCCAGGACAUCCACGGUAUGCCAGAAGUAGUGGAUUUAAGAUACGGUCGAUUCAGAGAGACAGAUAACCUCAUCCGCAUAGCUGUUCGCCAUCUUUGCGAUAUCGACAGGAACGACUAUGAAUCAUGACGUGCCUUUCUAAUCCAAAUAUUGACUUACAAUCAAAAUCUCAUCGUCAUCGUGGAGAGAUACUGAAAAGAGCGCCCUGUUGAAUUGGUCAGCGGAAUGGUUAUCAGUAGGAAUUUCAUAAAAGUUGGGAAAUUGAGCCCAUUCGCCAGUUUAAACCGUAUUAGCUGCUCAUGCCACUCUGAACUACCAGGAAGCAUUGUGAAAUAGCUUUUAUUGUGGCUCUUGACUUUGUUUUUUUUUACAUUUGCUGGCAUGCAUUUCAUAUCUGACAUUGUCAUUUUGGUAAACUGAAGAAACGAGUGCACAUGUCCCCGUCUAAGAGUUUGAAUGCUUGUCAAAAGGU
Molecule: messenger RNA, 2991 nt
Organism: Carassius auratus (goldfish)
Lineage: Eukaryota; Metazoa; Chordata; Actinopteri; Cypriniformes; Cyprinidae
Product: hepatocyte nuclear factor 1-beta-A-like
Exons: 11
Coding region: 178-1827 (549 amino acids)
Biological process (GO): positive regulation of DNA-templated transcription; insulin secretion; liver development
Cellular component (GO): nucleus
Molecular function (GO): RNA polymerase II cis-regulatory region sequence-specific DNA binding; DNA-binding transcription factor activity, RNA polymerase II-specific
Source: RefSeq, a predicted model, not a curated record